GAAUUUGAAGCUAACAUCCUUGGGGGCGAGCCCAAGGGGUGAGGGCUCAUGGUCCAGCGAUCCCAGCCUGCAUAGAGGCUAUUCUGAUAGCGAUCAGGAUGUUGAUGCUUCAGCGCAUGGGGAAGCAGCUCUGCGAUACGGAUUUGCACCAUCCAGCGGUCCGGAUUGUGAUGCUGCAGCUUACUUUAAUCUGAGAAUGAGCAGCUUGCAUCAGUCUUUUCUGUCAAGCCGCAAUUUCGCGCCAACUGGUUCCUACCGGUCUUAA
Molecule: messenger RNA, 265 nt
Organism: Symbiodinium pilosum
Lineage: Eukaryota; Dinophyceae; Suessiales; Symbiodiniaceae
Source: the annotation of a GenBank genome assembly